AUGUCGUCGAGCAGCCGGAGGUCACGCACGCGGCGCGCCGGGAGCUCGCCGUCCAUCUCAGAGGAGCAGAUCUCCGAGCUGCUGUCCAAGCUGCAGGCGCUGCUCCCGGAGUCUCAAGCUCGCAAUGGCGCUCACAGGGGUUCCGCGGCGAUGGUGCUGCAGGCGACGUGCAACUACAUCCGGAGCCUGCACCGGGAGGUGGAAGACCUGAGCGAGACGCUCGCGGCGCUGCUCGCCUCCGACACCGUCACCGCCGAGCAGGCCGCCGUCAUCAGGAGCCUCCUCACGUGA
This is a messenger RNA of Triticum turgidum subsp. durum (durum wheat), 291 nucleotides long. Lineage: Eukaryota; Viridiplantae; Streptophyta; Magnoliopsida; Poales; Poaceae. The record is from the annotation of a GenBank genome assembly.